Messenger RNA from Protopolystoma xenopodis, 336 nucleotides. Lineage: Eukaryota; Metazoa; Platyhelminthes; Monogenea; Polystomatidea; Polystomatidae. The record is from the annotation of a GenBank genome assembly.
AUGGCACGUACAGCUUUAACUUGGUGUCGUCUUGCAGACUCGGCCGUCUCUUUGUCCGGCAGGCAUUUCGCCCCCUUGCCAACGGUUCGGCCAGAUCAGCCCAGCAUACGAGAAGGCAAUUGGCGCGUUACCAACCCGUCGACCACAUACUCUCGACCGGGGCAUGUUUGGGGCCGAAGUGAUGGCCAAAUGGAGCGGCUUGGCACGAAGCUCGGAGGGCUGUGGGUGAUGCGAAAAUGUGGGCGUUGUUUGCUUGCAAACCGGAGCGAAAUGACAGACGGAAGAGGCGACGGACAACACGAGCGACAGAUAAACACAGGCAAAAAGUACUCUUGA